Messenger RNA from Lepus europaeus (European hare), 3120 nucleotides. RefSeq names its product magnesium transporter 1 (gene MAGT1). The transcript is spliced from 10 exons. Gene Ontology annotation, cellular component: oligosaccharyltransferase complex. Bases 145 to 1152 code for a protein of 335 amino acids. The record is from RefSeq and is a predicted model, not a curated record. NCBI's taxonomy places the organism in Eukaryota, Metazoa, Chordata, Mammalia, Lagomorpha, Leporidae.
CGCUGUGACGUAAUGUGAGGGGUCGCCAGGCAGGGCUGAGCUGAAGCAAUCAGAAAAGGCAAGGGGCCGGUUUGCUGUUCUCACGCCCCACCUUCAGGCCCAGUCCGAGGAAAGUUUUCGCUGGCGAAAGGGAGAGCUGCGAACAUGGCAGCGCCUCGGUGGUUCUGGUGCGGCUCUGCGACCAUGGCGGUGGCGCUGCUGCUCAUUUACGAGCUUCCUUUGGCUUCUGCCCAAAGAAAGAAGGAGAUGGUGUUGUCUGAAAAGGUUAGUCAGCUGAUGGAAUGGACCAAUAAAAGACCUGUAAUAAGAAUGAAUGGAGACAAGUUUCGUCGUCUUGUUAAAGCUCCACCAAGAAAUUACUCCGUUAUUGUCAUGUUCACUGCUCUCCAACUUCAUAGACAGUGUGUUGUUUGCAAACAAGCUGAUGAAGAAUUCCAGAUCCUGGCAAACUCUUGGCGAUACUCCAGUGCAUUUACCAACAGGAUAUUUUUUGCCAUGGUAGAUUUUGAUGAAGGUUCUGAUGUAUUUCAAAUGCUAAACAUGAAUUCGGCUCCAACUUUCAUCAACUUUCCUGCAAAAGGGAAACCCAAACGGGGCGAUACAUAUGAGUUGCAGGUGCGUGGUUUUUCAGCUGAGCAGAUUGCCCGGUGGAUUGCAGACAGAACUGAUGUCAAUAUUAGAGUAAUUAGACCCCCAAAUUAUGCUGGUCCCCUUAUGUUGGGAUUACUUUUGGCUGUUAUUGGUGGACUUGUGUAUCUUCGAAGAAGCAAUAUGGAAUUUCUCUUUAAUAAAACUGGAUGGGCUUUUGCAGCUUUGUGUUUUGUGCUUGCUAUGACAUCUGGUCAAAUGUGGAACCAUAUAAGAGGACCACCAUAUGCUCAUAAGAAUCCUCACACAGGACAUGUGAAUUAUAUCCAUGGAAGCAGCCAAGCCCAGUUUGUGGCUGAAACACACAUCGUUCUUCUGUUCAAUGGUGGGGUUACCUUAGGGAUGGUGCUUUUAUGUGAAGCUGCUACUUCUGACAUGGAUAUUGGAAAGCGAAAGAUAAUGUGCGUAGCUGGUAUUGCAUUGGUUGUAUUAUUCUUCAGUUGGAUGCUGUCAAUUUUCAGAUCUAAAUAUCAUGGGUAUCCAUACAGCUUUCUGAUGAGUUAAAAAGGAUCCAGAGAUAUGUAGACACUGGAAUAAUAGAAACUAAAAAUGAGAAAUGUGUGUGUUUGAAAAGAAGAAUACAACUUGUGCAUUUUGUAUUACCUCUUUUUUUUCAAGUGAUUUAAAUAGUUAAUCAUUUAACCAAAGAUGUGUAGUGCCUUAACAAGAAAUUUCCUGUCAAAAUAAUGAAGUAUUUGGAAAUUAUUCUCCUUUUAACCUUGUCUUCCUAGUGUACUUUAUGGAACAUUUAAUUUAGUAGAAUUAAGUAUAUCAUUAAAAAAGUUUUUUUAAACUACUACUUUGUUUUAAUUAGAGCAAAGCUCAAAAUUGCUUUAGCUAGCUUUUUGUCAUUUGAUUCUAUAUUGUCUUAUCCCAAGGCGGGAAAAGAAAGUCCUGACCAGAUGUUCUGGCAUAUGCCUAUUAUGGAUAACUGCAUCAUCAGGAAUCUGUUCUUAGCUCUUCCAUCUUUGCAGGGAUGUGUAUACUUUAUGUAUCUUUCCUUUGGGGCAGAGAAAUCACAUAUGGUGUGUGAUCUUCUGAAAACGAAGCACCGUUCUUCAGUGUUGGUAUCUAGACUUCAGAAAGACUGUUCAGCCCUCCUCCUGUGUCUUUCCUACUGAAAUACAGUUCUAUCCAUGCUUCUGAUAACUGCAAAUGUUACAAAGUAUCUCUGAACACAGGAUUAUGAUUUUUGCAUGAGUGUGGUGUUAGCUGCCUUGUAUUUGGAAAGAUUUUUGAUUCAUUUCAUGUUCUUAGUUUUCUUUUAUUUAAGAUGGUCCACACCUAAUAAAUACAUAUAUAGCUUAGCGUGAAAAUCAGUAACUCAUAUAAUGAUCAAAAAUGUUUCUGAAAAUUAGAGAGUCUCACUUCUUUGAUUUUUACCUAAGAGAAAAAUAGAUUCGGUUGUGUUUAUGAAAAGGAUUCCCUUAGAAUGAGAAAAGAAAGAAAAUCAUGAAAUACUGAGUCAUUGUUCUGUACAAACUGUUUUUUGAAGGUUCUUCUUUUUUCGCUAUUAUUUUAGCCUUUAUUUUCUUUCUCCAAGUGGAGAAACAAAGUAAAAAUUUAAAGAGGUUUUGUUUUAGUUUUGCCUUUCUGUCUGUGGAAAUAACCAUAUGUGCUAACCAGAUUUCUGUGAAGAAUGUUUUCAUGGUUAUUAUGACAUCUAACUAUAACUUUCCCAUAGUUAUGAAAAGUAACCUAAAAUGCCACUAUUAUGGAAUUAUGAAAAUUUUAAUUGUUAAAAAAUAUAAAGACAUCUUAGAAGUAUUACAUUGAAAAGAUACUGUGACUGUCUCCUGCUGUUUUCCAUCUAAUAACCCUCUCAUGUGAUAGAGAAGCUUUGCAGGAGGAGAUGGAUAUAAUUGUCUCAGAGAAAACAUUUUAUGUUGGUUUUUGUUUUUCUUUUAUGUUAGUAGAUUUGGGCGAGGAACAUAGUUGACUUUUUACUCUUUAAUGGAGCCACUUUUUGUUCAUUAAUCACCUGUAUAUUGUGUGACUCUGGAUUCCGUAUCUGCUGUUCUAGUAUUUGUCGCAGGCCAAAUAAAUUUGUGCUGUGAUUCUUAUGAGAUUUGAAUGAAGAUGCCCUGAUUUGUACAGAUGGAUCAGGGGAAUACUACUGCCACAUAUUCUCUAUCGCUCCAGAUAAUUUGACAUGAGCAUUGAAAGAAUAACACCCUUUUGUAUUUCUCUUUAUGAGCACAUUCUGUAAGGAGAAAAGGUAGCAUUCUGGCUAAAAUCUGUGGAGGACAGAUUUAUUACACUUAAAAUACUGUUACUUUUGUGAAAAUUUUGAAAUUAGCUUUCAUCUGAAGUGCCUUAAGUAGACUCAAUUUACUUUUCUAGUAAUGGUUUAAAUAUUAUUUGUUACACGUUUUUAAGAUGCUAUUCAAAAUGAUACAUUGUAGUGGCAAAGAUAACCAAAUGUCUGCCUGUUUGCUUUUUGGCCAUACCAAUAAACUUUUACAAUCUUAA